Arabidopsis thaliana (thale cress) is the source of this 1031-nucleotide messenger RNA. RefSeq names its product YCF20-like protein (DUF565) (gene NPQ6). The transcript has 2 exons. Bases 263 to 739 code for a protein of 158 amino acids. Lineage: Eukaryota; Viridiplantae; Streptophyta; Magnoliopsida; Brassicales; Brassicaceae. The record is from RefSeq and is marked reviewed.
CUUAAAAUUUCCCAAAAUAAUCCAAUAUUUCUGAUCCAAAAUUCGAAUCUUCUCUGAAAUAGUGAAAAUUUGGAUAGUAAUUAACUAACUAAUCUAAACUAUUCGACCCAGUUGAAGGCCCAAUUCAGUGGCUUCCUCUUCGAUUUUUCUCAUCUUCUUCCCUUUGUUAAACAAAAAUCCAGACUUUGAAAAACGGCUUCAAUCCCUUGUUGGCUCCCAUUAAUUCGUUCCAAGCAAUCUUCUUCGAUCUCCCUCGUGUUGGAUGGCACAUUCUUUGAGUUUCAUCUCCACCAACUUGAACAGUUUAGUCCUUAACCAUCAUCAGUGCCAGAGUUUCGGAACGUUUGUGUCGUCGCCAUUUAAACGAAAGAGGAGAUUUGCAAGAAGCAUUAGAGCUUUACAAGAGACUGAAGGUCCAACGCCAAGAAGAUUGAUAGACAUUAUAAGAUCUGUUCCUGAAAUCUCUAGGAAUUACUUCAAGAAGCCUUCAAGAAGAACGCUUUUUGGAGGAAUCUCGUUGUUAGGUGGCUUUUAUGUCGCGCAGACUAUCUCUCUCUCGUUUGGAGCAUUGGGAGUGAACGAUGUUAUUGCUGCGGUUCUAUGCGUUCUUUUGACAGAGUAUGUGACAAGAUUCUAUUAUAGCCGCACCACAGUCACAUUUCCUAUUGCUCUGCUCAAUAAUUUCAAGAUGGGUUUCACUUAUGGUCUCUUCAUUGACGCCUUCAAGCUGGCUAGCUAACUGUUUGCAAAACUGAGUCACCAGAGAUCCCAAGCUCGUGUAUUUACUUGUUUUUUCUCCUCAAAUGUAAUAUUUUGUUGUCAUAAUUUUGUAGUGAAGCAACCAAAAACUUUGAAGUUAAAGAGAAUCUGUAGUAUGCUUAAAUAUCCUGGGCCCUCUUGUUUCUGGUUAGCCAUGUCAAGUACCUUGCCUUCUCUUGCUUGUAUCUUUUCCGUUCUUGUAGUGCUAGCUGCAAGGACGUGUCCUGCCAUGAGCAGGAAAAACGGCGUGUACACUGCAAAGCAAUGUUCAU